CCCUACUCUCUCUCUCUCUCACACACACUCUAGGGUUUUGCAUUUCUUUCUCUCUCUACACUCCAUGGACCUCUCCAAGAAGCGUAAAGCCGACGAAAAUGGCGUCGUUUUUCCUGCAAGUAUAGACUCCACCACCACUCCACCGCCGACCCACUUAACCCCAGAAGACGCCGACAAAAUCCUCGAACCCUUCACCAAAGAUCAACUCCAAUCCGUCCUCCGCACCGCUCUCCUCCACCACCCCGACCUUCUCGACGCCGUCCGCUCUGUCGCCGACUCCGACCCCUCCCAGCGGAAGCUCUUCACCCGCGGCCUCGGCUGGGAAACAACAACCGAUAAGCUGCGUUCCAUCUUCUCUGCCUUCGGAGAGCUAGAGGAAGCCAUAGUCAUCAUAGAUAAAAACACUGGGAAAUCAAAAGGGUACGGAUUCGUUACGUUUAAACACAUCGAUGGAGCGAUUUUGGCGCUGAAAGAACCGAACAAGAAGAUAGAUGGACGAAUUACGGUGACCCAAUUGGCUGCGGCGGGCAAUUCGGGGGCUUCGAAUAAUAUUGACGUGAAUUUGAGGAAGAUUUAUUUAGGAAAUGUGCCGUUUGAGAUAUCGUCGGAGAGGUUGUUGGGCCAUUUCUCGGCGUAUGGAGAGAUUGAGGAAGGGCCUUUAGGUUUUGAUAAGCAAACAGGGAAGCCUAAAGGGUUUGCCUUUUUUGUGUACAAGACUGAGGAGGGGGCUAGGGCUUCGUUGGUUGAUCCCAUCAAGACUAUUGAUGGGCAUCAGGUGGUUUGUAAGUUGGCUACUGAUAACAAAAAAGGGAGGAUUCAACCGAAUAUGGGACAUACUGGGAUGCCAGGUGAGGGAAUGCCCGCACCUGGGUCAAUGAAUUCAAAUUAUGGUGCUCCAGGUGGUGGGUUGUCGAAUUAUGGAGGUUUUUCGGGUGGGCCAGCAGUGGGAUUGUCCCAUCAGAACACACACUCGGGGAUUGGAGGGCCGGGAUUUGGUAAUCAAGGGCCAGCAGGUUCAUUUACUGGCGGUGGAUAUGGUGGUCCUGGGGGAUAUGGUACUGGUGGUUCACAGUUUGGUGGUGUGGCUGCUGGGUCAGGGGAGUACGGUGGAGUGAACACUGCAGGGGCUUCCAUGUAUAGGUUGCCGCCGAGUUCUGUUGGAUUGCCUAGUUCAGGAGGAUAUCCUGAUGGUGGGAAUUAUGGUAUGGCAUCGUCAGCAUAUCCUACACAGUCGUCAGCAUAUCCAACACAGUUGCACCAGCCAUCUUCGGGUGGUCCACAGAGAGUUCCUCCAGGUGGCAUGUACCAGGGUGUUCCACCUUAUUACUGAGGUAAUUUUGUUUAUCUUUGUUUUAUUGGUUUUAUAAUUAGCUUUUUCAGCACCAGGUUUAAUAUUUGUUGAUAUGCUUGGUUGGUUGGAUUAUCCAUUUGCCUAAAUGAUGGAUUUUUUGUGGUACUUAACGAAGUUGCUAAUAGUCCGGGGCUUUAUUUCAUUGCGUUUUGAAUGGCUGUUACUUGUUUUUGUUAUUGUCUUGAUGAUCUUCUUGUUGUGCGUUUCUGUUUUGUUUUUUUUUAUUUUAAAGUUGUUAUGUAGUGUUCAUUUCACAGCAAGCUCAGAUUUUUAUGUUCCUCUAUAUUAUUCACUGUUCCCUUGGUCAUUCCAUCCUUAUUUUGUGUGUUUUUGCUGCCAUCGUUCUAUUGUUUCUUCUUGGUCAAUUGCUUCAUUUAUUUUAACUGGCUUCUUGUAUUAUUUUUGUGCAUGCUAAAAGCAUGAUGUGGUCAAGGUCUGUUUUUCUACCACAUCAGUUGCAUCAUUUAUUCAAUUUGGCAUCUCAUUGUUCUGUAUUCUGGUGCUCACUGAAAAAUUAGGUUAUCAAAGAUAAAAAUGUUAUUUGAACUUAAUUUGUUGUCCUUAUCUACUGUAGUGGUUGCAUUGAGUCAUUGUUAGCAGACUCCAUGUAACAUUAGGAUUCACUGUUAAUCCACUGUAGUGAAAUAAUUCAACAAAUUAGGUACAUAUAGUAUUACUUGGUCCAAUAAGUUCAUCACGAUAAAUCUUGUGAGAUUUUUCUAUGGUUGUGCCUAUACCUAAUCAAUCUAAUUUUGCUUCAUCCUGUAUUCCCAACAGUACCAGUACGUUAUUUUGGAAUUAUUACAUGUCAUUGUUAUAUCUUGUUGGAUCAAAAAUUCGAUUUAGGAAAAUCUUCUAAGCCUCGCUGUCUGAAUAACGUUUUUAUGUUGGUAGUGUUUACAAGUGCCAUACUAGAAUCCUCUUUUUUCCCUUCUCUCUUUUAAGAUUUCUGUUUUUUCUUCUUUUUUUGGAGGGGGGAGGGUGAGGUAUUACUUGUCUUCUAAAGGAAUUUCCUUUCUUCACUACCCUUCCGAUUGGCGAGCUCUUUUCCUUUGGGUGGUUGGUGCUGGGGAGUUGGGUGACACUUGCCCUAUAUUACAAAUUCAAUGUUCUGAUUUGCUAGAUAGUGCUGAAACUGCCCCUGUUUUUGUAUCUUUUGUUUGAUGAAGUCUAGUGGUUGCUAACGAUAAGAUUUCCCCACUUAGUGCAGAGUGGUGUUGAAAUUCUUACAAUUUUCUCACAUUUUCUUAACCUAUCAAAAAAUAAAGAAAAUAGAACAUAUAAUUGUUGUAAUUAGUAUUUGGUGCAAUACGAUUCAAGAACACAUGCUGUUGCUUGAAUGCUAAUCUCAAAGUUAGGAAACUAUUGAUCUCAAUGGUGAUUAACUGCUAAUGUAUGAACAAAUAUUUCCAGACCUUUUGUUGAGGGGCGUAGUAUGUGUUACCUGUUUACUGAUUGUGCUUCUUAUUGGCAUGUUUAGAUGUGCCUUUGAGCAUUUGGCAAUAGUUAGGCUGAAUUAUGCAGAAUUAUGGGGACUCCUAUUUGCCUGGAAGGUUAAUGCUGCAGAUACAACUUGUGUUAUUAGUCUAGAGACCUCUAGUAAAAAAUGAAACAUCUCCUUGAGUGUUUUGUUGAGGCAUUGGAACAUUUAGUGCCUGGUCAUAUGUACCAUUUUAGGAAACAAGGAGUAUAUCAUGUUUGAUGUUGUCUUUAGGCAUUGUCAGCGUUACAAUUUGGAACUUAGCUAAGAAGCACGAAUAUGGACACGGGUGUCAUAUACGAUACGGACACAGGAAUAUAGUAAGAUCCCAAAAUAUAAGACAUGGGUACAGCGAGGAUAUGACUAAUUAAAAUAAUUAUAUAUAUAACAACAACAUUAAUAAAACAAACAAGACAUAGCAAACAGUACUUUUUUUAUUAUUAUUGAAAUAGAUCAAAGAUUCAAAAAUACACAUCCAACAUUUCUUCUAAUAUAAUUACACCAAUUAGCAUUCAUAGUCUGCAAGUUUACCAACAAAAAAACACAAAAACAAAAGAAAUCCUACACAUUCCUCUUCAAUUCACUUCCAGGAAGAUAAAAGCCAGAAGGUAAGCAAGUUUUGGUUUUUGAAAACCAGCAACACCAGACCAACCCAGACGGCAACAGCCAAUAGUACAGUAGGAAGAUACGAGGCAGAGAAAAAAAUGCACAACAUCACAGCAAAAACAGCAGCACAACAACAACAAAAAAAACCCCAAAAAUUUGAAAACCCUAAACCAAUCAAAUUAAUCCACCACAGAACAGAAAAACAAAAAAAGAAGAUCUGAGUCCAAGGUAACAAAAAAGAAGAGGAACUUGAUAACAACAAGCAACAGAUCUGAAACUCGAAGGCGCAGGCAAGCUGAAGCAGCAUAUUUGAGACUCCCAAGUCCCAGGUUGGUCUUCCUCUUCCCUUUUCUUCUCCUGUUUCUUUCUUCUCCUCCUCUGGUCUUUUCCUCGACGUCGUCAUUCUCCUCGCUCUCUCUCUCUCUCUCUCUCUCAUAGUGAAAAAGUCGAAGGCUAAGGCCUUCAUGAUUUGGAUUUGGGUUUGCCUUUUGUUUUUUCUUUUUC
Molecule: messenger RNA, 3941 nt
Organism: Ilex paraguariensis (yerba mate)
Lineage: Eukaryota; Viridiplantae; Streptophyta; Magnoliopsida; Aquifoliales; Aquifoliaceae
Source: the annotation of a GenBank genome assembly